GGAAUUUACCGGUAGUUAAUAUCUGCACUUCCUGUAUUGUUCUGUGAUAUUGCAUUUAAUAACCAGAAUGAGUAUGGAAACACGAACUAGAAUGACUCGUAAAAGGAAACCUGCUGAUCUGCAGGAAAAUAAAUCUAGUUCUCUCUAUAAUUUUGAUGGAGUUGAAAACACUCCACCCAAAAGGAAGAAGAUGGUAGGUAAAGAUUUUGAGUAUAAUAUGGAAAGUUCUCAGUCAGACUCGGAAGAGACCAUAGCCACAAAGUCAUUCUAUGGAAAGAGGGAGAAAAAAUCCUUUCCUCAUUCUCCUAAAAGGCGAAGAGCUGCAAAUAAGGUGUUACAAAAACUGUCUGACGAGGAGAAUAUAUCACAGGAAGGAAGUCAGACUAGUGGCAGCGAGUCAGAGGUCAAUAGAGGUCACAAGAAGGUCCUCAGAAAGAGAGCUGAUAAAGAGGCUAAUGCAGUUAAGCCCCCCAUUAAAAAACCUAACCCAUUAAAGACUGAUUCACCACAAACACCAAAGGCUCAAAUAAAGACUGACACUUCUACAACACCAAGUUCUGGGGAAAAACGCUUCUUCAAAAGCAGAUGUCCUGGAUCUGCAGAAAAAUUCAUUCCUGGUGUGGUUAUCCGAAAAGGCUUUGAUAUUAAGUUUACCCCAAACAGAAGGGACAUUGUUUUAGGAAAACAAAAGAAAGGGAAUGAAAAACCAAAGUCCAAAAAAUCACCUUUGCCUCUAACACCAUUUCCCAAGGGAAAAAUUCAAAAUCUCCAAAAAUUCCGUUCAAAAAAUAAUGUGAAGCAUUCAUAUCCAUUAGCAUCCAAUCAAAAAGUGUCAUCACAAGAAAUUGAAAAUUCUAGAGUUAAAGAAGAUGAACAUCUUAAUCAGGGGUCAGAGGAGAGCUGCUCCCCAAGGUCCUUGUCUUCCGAGCAAUCAGUAGCAGCCUCCAUCCACUCUGGUCCAUCAAUCCGGGUCAGACCUGGAUCUCAGUCUACAGAGCCAGCUGACCAAUCCCAGGAACCGGGGUCAGAUGUUGAUACCACCUCUAGUGUCACAACAGAAGACAAGAUGUCACUCAUAACAGAAGACACCUCAUCAGUCACAGACACAAACUCCGAGGUCAUGGAGGGCAUUCAACCUAUUGUAGAGAUGGAGGAAAGUCAUGAUAGCACACCAAAGAAACAGAAUGAGGAAAACAAAGGGACCAUGAAGACAGCAAAAGGUGAUAGUACGGAGAGUCCUUCUACAUCUACAUCAUCACCACAGCAAAAGUACUUCCCAAUAUUUAAUAAAGUGACACCUAGUCCCAAGUCCAGACUUCAAACACUGCGGGAAACAAAGUCCAGAUCCAAUUCAAGAUCACCAAAGCUAAAGUUCAUUGAAAACAAGGAUGAUCAAAUGACACUGGACGCUGGUCAGAAGAAGUUUGGGGCCACACAGUGUGAAACGUGUGGAAUGGUUUACUCCCAGGCAGAACCUACAGAUGAAACAACACAUGCCAAAUUCCACCAGAGCAUCAUAAAUGCCAUGAAAUUUCCUGGUUGGAAGAAGGAGAGGGUUGUACAUGAGUAUGAUGAUGGUAGUCGAGUUAUAAUGGUGACUUAUGAUGACCCAAAGUAUGCCAUCAGAAAGGUAGAGGAAAUCAACAAGAUAAUGGGAACUGAGCUGGGAUUUCCAGAUACCACUUUCAUCUUCAGGCCAGAUUGUAAGGUGUUUCUCAUGAUAUCUGAUGAGAAGAAGAUAAGUGGAUGCUGUGUUGCUGAAAACAUUACACAGGGUUACCCAGUGAUUGCGGACUCUCGAUCUAGUAGUCAGGAGUCUGGUUCUAGGCCCUGGUAUUGCGACACGGAACCAGAACCAGCUUCAGUGGGAAUCAGCAAAAUUUGGGUUCAAAAGCUGAACCGGAAAAAAGGAGUUGCCAGCCGACUACUGGACUGUGUACGGGAGCACUUUCACUAUGGCAUGUACAUUUCCAAAAAGCAAGUGGCAUUCUCAGACCCGACCCCUGAUGGCAAAAAAUUGGCAACGAAAUACACGGGAAGAAGUUCAUUCCUGGUCUAUAAAUAUGGAUGAGGAUGUCUAUAAAUAUGGAUGAGGAUAAACUUUACAGGAUAGACAUAAAAUACAUUUAGCUGGAAUUAAAUUUCAUUUGCAAGGUACCAUAUAAUUUAUAUUUUGGAGAAAAAGCUUUUAAAUUCUCUGUUGAUCUUUUAAAAUUCAAGUAAACAGCAAAUAGCUUCUUGAACUAGUCAGUGAUGUUUAUUUAGAUGUGUUAUUUUAAGCUCCUUUGGUUAAUGGUCAGAAGAGCAUGUGUUGGUGUGUCCAUCAUUUGUUCAUUUUGUCUGUAAUCAAUUUAUCAAAAUGCUACUUGUAAUUUUUUUUAGCUCACCUGAGCCAAAGGCUCAAGUGAGCUUUUCUGAUUGAAAUUUGUCUGUCAUCAUUGUCGUAAACUUUUCACAUUUUCAUCUUCUUCUCCAGAACUACUGGGCCAAUUUCAAUCAAACUUGGCACAAAGUAUCCUUGGGUGAAGGGGAUUCAAGUUUGUUCAAAUGAAGGGCCACGCCCCCCCUCCAAGGGGAGAUAAUUACGAAAUAGCAAAAAAUUAAUGGCAUUAUUGAAAAAUCUUCUUCUCAAGAACCAAUGGGCCAGGAAAGAUGAAAUUCAUGUGGAAUUAUUGUCAGGUAGUGUAGACUCAGAUUUGUUCAAAUCAUGACCCUGGGGGUAGGAUGGGGCCACAAUGGACAAUCAAAGUUUUACAUAGGGAUAUAUAGGAAAAAUCUUCAAAAAUCUUCUUCUCAAGAACAGCAACGCUAUGAUUGGUCAUAUUUAUAUGGUAGCAUCCUCAGGUUGUGUAGAUUCAAGUGUGUUCAAAUCAUGACCCCCGUGGGUAGGGUGGGGCAACAAUGGACGAUCACAGUUUUAUGUAGGAAUAUAUAGGAAAAAUCUUCUUCUCAAAAACAGCAAAGCAAUGAUUGGUAAUAUUUAAAUAGAAGCAUUCUCAGGUGGUGUAGAUUCAAGUUUGUUCAAAUCAUGACCCCCAGGGGUAGGGUGGGGUCACAAUGGACGAUCAAAGUUUAACAUAGGUGUAUAUAGGAAAAAUUUUCAAAUAUCUUCUUCUCAAGAACAGCAAAGCUAUGAUUGGUCAUAUUUAUAUGGAAGCAUCCUCAGGUAAUGUGGGUUCAAGUUUGUUCAAAACAUGACCCCAGGGGGUAGGGUGGGGCCACAAUGGAAGAUUAAAGUUUUAAUUAACAUAGGAGUUAUAUAGGAAAAAUCUUCAAAAAUCUUCUUCUCAAGAACAGCAAAGCUAUGAUUGGUCAUAUUUAUAUGGAAGCAUCCUCAGGUGGUGUAGAUUCAAGUUUGUUCAAAUCAUGACCCCUGGGGGUAGGGUAGGGCCACAAUGGACGAUCAAAGUUUUAUGUAGCAAUAUAUAGGAAAAAUCUUCUUCUCAAGAACAGCAAAGCUAUGAUUGGUCAUAUUUAUAUGGAAGCAUCCUCAGGUGGUGUAGAUUCAAGUUUGUUCAAAUCAUGACCUCCAGGGGUAGGGUGGGGCCACAAUGAAAGUUCAAACUUGCAGAGAAAAAAGUCACAGUUAGUCAAAAAGUCAUGUAAGCAUCCUUAGUUAGUGUAGAUUUAAUUUUGUUCAAAUCAUACCCCCCUCCCUUUUAGGGGUAGGUUGGGACCACUUAUGCAUUUAAGCUUUUCAAUACUAAACAGAUUUUUCCUAUUUUCCUAGCCACAGUGCUCAGGUGAGUGAUGUGGCCCCUGGGCCUCUUGUUUUCUAUUAGGCUAAAAGAAAAAAUAUUCAUGUUUCCAGUAACCCAACUGACCUAAAUUUUACCCACCUACCUUACCAGUACAUUUUAUUCUAAAUUAAAAUUUCAAACCAUAUUUUUGUUUAGUAGUAUAGUUUUCUUAUAGUGCAGUCGAUAAAAUGUAUGACUCAAACACUGUAAAAAACAUGUCUAUCUAAGUGUUUUAAAGUGUACACUUGAUUUAAUGUUGAUGUUUACAAGUAUUUGUGUAUGUAUAUAUGACGAAAAAACAGUGUAUUAAAUAAUUAAAUGAUGCUUUCAAAAUAAAAAGUAAAUUAAAUAAAAAAGUUCUCGCCUAUCUACCUACCUUAAUUUUUUGGCAUGUUCCCGGAAACAUGCAUAUUUUUUCAUUUGGCCUUUUGACCUGAAGAUAAUAAUCAUGGACAAUAUAGGAUAUAUGUUUUUGUGCAUUGAUUUUUCAGAUUUCAGCUGCAAUUUAUAAAAUAAAAUUCUAUAUGCUACUUCUGAGGUUUUGACCAGUAUGAAUAAAUGUGCACUACUGAAAUCUGAAUUAUUUAAAUUUUUCAAUUGUUGCAAUGUUUUGGUUUUUUUUGUGCUUUAAAGAAUGUCCAUUGUAGUUUUGCACUGGUGCUGAAUUCUGAUCGGCAAAUACACUUAAAAAAGUUAUUGAAUAAACUUGAAAUAUACAUGUACAGAUGUA
Molecule: messenger RNA, 4470 nt
Organism: Saccostrea echinata
Lineage: Eukaryota; Metazoa; Mollusca; Bivalvia; Ostreida; Ostreidae
Product: N-acetyltransferase ESCO2-like
Exons: 10
Coding region: 68-2071 (667 amino acids)
Biological process (GO): mitotic sister chromatid cohesion
Cellular component (GO): nucleus; chromatin
Molecular function (GO): protein-lysine-acetyltransferase activity
Source: RefSeq, a predicted model, not a curated record